UGUGGGAAGCUCCGUGUCGCAUAGAAAUACGCUCUGUCAGAAACUUUCCGGUUUAUUUUUGUUCCGUCGCCGGCGUUGAGACAUGGCGUCCGCAUUUCUGAAGGUUGCAGUUUCCAGUCUUUCAAGACAUUCUCAUCUCGCACUCCGAAGAGCACGUUCGACCUCAGCACCCCUUCAUCAGGGUAUCCCCGGCUCACUGUGGAACCUGGGCAAGCUGAACCACAUUGCCAUUGCCGUCCCAGACAUGGACAAGGCCACAGCCCUAUAUCGAGACAUCCUCGGUGCCACAGUCAGUGAAAAAGUGCCUCUCCCAGAGCAUGGCGUCUACACAGUCUUUGUGGAACUCGGCAACACAAAGCUGGAGCUUCUCCAUCCUCUGGGUGACAAAAGCCCCAUUUCUGGAUUCUUGCAGAAGAACAAAGCUGGCGGAAUGCACCACAUUUGUAUUGAGGUUGACAACAUCAAUGCUGCGAUCAAAGACCUGAAGUUAAAGAACAUCCGAACUCUUUCUGCAGAGCCACGAAUCGGAGCUCAUGGAAAACCAGUAAUGUUUCUUCAUCCCAAAGACUGUGAUGGUGUACUCGUGGAGCUGGAAGAAGCAUGAAGUGGAUCAAGAACUUUGUAUGUUGUUCCUUUAAUUCCAGAGAUACAAACGUGCAUUGGUUAUGUAGUUUUAUCGUGGUUUGUUAUGAUACUUUCUUUAAAGUCAUGUCGAAUUAACUUCCUGUUGUGCGGGAGUACCUUGAUAUUCGGGAUUUUGCAUGUUUUUGUCUCUCAUAUAUUGAAGCAUUGCUUUCAAUUUACUCAAUGAACAAAUGAAUGUUUGCAGCUCUUGAAGAAUUGUUGAAGCGGGCUGGGCAUUUAUUAAAUGUGCAUGUAAAUAUCGAGGUGAAUUUAUCACGAUUGUUUUGGUCGUAAUUGAAAUCACACUUAUUUGUAAAAGGUUCCUGGCAUGCGUACUCACUGCCGUCACCCUGGCUGUAGCCAAGAAAAAUCAUGUACCAGCGUCACACAGUCACUGCUCUUGUGUACAUUUGCAUCUGCUCCCUGAGGUCUGUCCUUAUAAAUCAAAUUGCAGUUACACAACUAUUUUGUGAAGCGCUUUGUUACACUUGCGGCUGUUGUGAAAGCACAAUAUCAAUAAAGAUUUAUUGUAUUCUAUUAA
Messenger RNA from Hippocampus zosterae (dwarf seahorse), 1165 nucleotides. It is a transcript of the gene mcee, whose product is annotated as methylmalonyl CoA epimerase. The transcript is spliced from 3 exons. Gene Ontology annotation, molecular function: methylmalonyl-CoA epimerase activity. Gene Ontology annotation, biological process: L-methylmalonyl-CoA metabolic process. The record is from RefSeq and is a predicted model, not a curated record. NCBI's taxonomy places the organism in Eukaryota, Metazoa, Chordata, Actinopteri, Syngnathiformes, Syngnathidae. Gene Ontology annotation, cellular component: mitochondrion. Bases 83 to 604 code for a protein of 173 amino acids.